Messenger RNA from Coregonus sp. 'balchen', 15597 nucleotides. The record is from the annotation of a GenBank genome assembly. Lineage: Eukaryota; Metazoa; Chordata; Actinopteri; Salmoniformes; Salmonidae.
AUGGUUCAAAGUUCCCGUAAUCACGCCCCUGGGUGUGUCUGCCUUUUUUCGGAGCAAUCAAAUAUUGUAAUGUUGAAACGCUCUUAGUUUUCGACGAAUCAAGGCGCUCCUUAUUGCAAAAGGAUCACCCUAACGGGAAACAUUAGGUGCCCUCCUGAUUACAAGAAGCAAGGUAUGGAAACAUCGCCGGGGCCAACGCUAUUUCUUUAGCUGUCAAAUUUGACCAAGCAUACGUGUCAUUUCUAGGACAUAGAGCCAAUUUGAAGUAUACGUUCGUGCAGUAGAAAAGUUGGGCGGGGUUUGACACGUAUUUUGUGAGUCGCUAGCCUAGAAAAGUCUAAGGCUUUUUGAUAGACUGUUGUCGGUCGAUCAUGGUGAAGUAGCCUGUAGCCUGCCAGCUGUGUGUUACUGUAUCUUACAUUUUAUUGCCAUUUUGUAACCGAUGUCUCGCUUGCUACAGUUUGCUACUAGCGGUAUAAGUUGUCUGACUUACAGUGCUGACUGAGCCUAUAAAAGCCCGCAGUGAGUCGAGCCGGGGAAGGUGUAGUGUAAGGCACUGGGGGACAGUUUUUUUUUUUUUUUUUGCUGACACACAGCUGAAUACGGGCGAACAAACCAGGCAGGCGUUGGGUGAAUAGAUGUAUUGUCGCCUCAUCCCUCCCUCUCUCAUCCCUCCCUCUCUAUCUCCCUCUACUUGGGCGUGAACUGUCAUUGCAUCUGUUGACUGUGUCUGGCAUGAUCAUAAGAUUUUGACAGCUGAUCAAACUAAUAAAUAGAUGUUUGCUUCACAGAGUCUUACUUUCAAUCACUGUCAUUUAUUGCACUUCUUGACAGACAUGUCAUUAAAAUAAAAUAUUCGCAGGGUAGCCUGGCUUAAGCAAAUCUUUUAAAUUAAUUGAAAUCCAGCCCAUCACCAUUGCUGUCCUUAGAGUGACGCGCUGUGUCACAGUGUUGGCCAGUAGAGCAGGGCUAUUCAGCUCCAGACCUGCAGGGCCCAAAGCCCUUUGGUUGUCAUCCUUCCCUGCUAAUCAGGGACUGAGUCAGACCUGGCACACAAGGUGAGUGGACGCUGCCCAAUCAGUCACAUGAAUCAGUCAAUUAACUUCCAAGCAGAGAAGAGUCCCUCUAGACCUGGAGUUGAAUAACCUGUCUAUAGAGUAGGCCUAUUGGUUUCCCAGUGUCCCAUUCACCGUGGCUCGCUGUUGUCGCCCCACAGUACCAGAGUGUCAUCGCUGUUCAGAAUGCCACAGACCAACAAGUCCAGAAGUGCCUCGGCCAGUGGCUCUAAUACCGGACCGGGCCGAGGGGAGGAAAGAGGAGGAGAAAGAGAGGCUGAGCAAGAGCCAAGGGUCCAAGUACAGGAAGCAGGGGAUGGAGGAGGAGAGGAGAACACUGGAGACCCAGAGAUCAUCAAGUCCCCUAGUGACCCCAAACAGUACAGGUAACAUCAAAGUUUACCUUACACACCAACGUGUGUGUGUGAGAGAGACUGUGUGUGUGUGUGUGAGACUGUGUUUGUCUUUCUGGCUCUCUUUCCAUCUGAAUUUCUGUCUGUCUGUGAGACUCUGUGGGGUGUCUCGGGGCGUAACAGGUCACAUGUAGGCCAAGGAGCGGUGUAAACAGGACAUCCUGCUGUCAUUUAAAACCAACUGAAGCACACAGUAAACAGUAAACAGCUGGAGGGCCAAACUGUGUGUGUGUGUGGUUGUGUCAGCAUCUUAGAAUAAGAGAAUAGUGUUUACCUCUGUCUAACCCCUCCCACAGGUACAUCGAGCUGACCAAUGGGCUUCGAGUUCUGCUCAUUUCAGAUUUCACUGGUCCCGCCUCCUCUGGAGAUGACGAAUCAGAGGAGGAGGAGGAACUGGGGGAGGAGGAAGAGGAGGAAGAAGACUCAGGAGAGGGAACAGAGGAAGAGUCUGACGAAGAGGAGGAUGACAAGGACAGUGACUUUGAGGAUGACGAGGAUGGAGGGAAGAGGAAGAAGGGACACUCAGAGAAACAGGUGAGAGGGAGAGCUGGAGAUUAGGGCCCAGAGUGACCUGAACAGGAAAUAAUAGCGCAUUAGCAGCAAUAGUAAUAAGGAUAUUGAUUAUUGUUUGAUUGUUUGUUUAUGUGUGUGUGUGUGUGUGUGUGUGUGUGUGUGUGUCAGUCUGCAGCAGCGCUGUGUGUGGGUGUUGGCAGCUUCAGUGACCCCAAUGACCUCCCAGGCCUUGCCCACUUCCUGGAACACAGUGAGUAUGAUGACCCCUGACCCUUAAGGAUGAGAUUGUUUGUUUUGUUGUGAUAAAUCUGAUGCAAUGCUGUGUUUGUGACACGAGGGGAUAUCAAAAUACUUUCCUCUCCUCCCUCUCUCCUCUCCUCCUCCUGUAGUGGUGUUCAUGGGCAGUGAGAAGUACCCGUCAGAGAAUGGUUUCGAUGCCUUCCUGAAGAAACAUGGGGGCAGCGACAACGCCUCCACGGACUGUGAGAGAACCGUCUUCCAGUUCGACGUCCAGAGAAAGAAAUUCAGAGAGGCUCUGGACAGGUCAGCAACACACCAUCAUUAUAGUCUCUGUGUCUUGUCUCUUGAUUCGGAUUGGUCUAUCUGAUUCUAUCCAUGUCUCUGAUUGGUCCCUCUGUCUCUGUACCUGUCUGUGAUUGGCUCUCUCCAGAUGGGCCCAGUUCUUCAUCUGUCCUCUGAUGAUCCGAGAUGCCAUCGACAGGGAGGUGGAAGCUGUCGACUCCGGUGAGAAGCAUUCUGGGAAAUUGUUGCUGUUGUUGUUGACCUUAUUCAGACCUUAUGCACUGGUUAUGUAGUAUCCUGCUCCCCCUUCUCACUUUCUCAGAGUACCAACUGGCCAAGCCGUCUGACUCUCACAGGAAAGAGAUGUUGUUUGGGAGUCUAGCGAAACCAGGUCACCCCAUGGGGAAGUUCUGCUGGGGUGAGGACAGACACAUACACACAAUUUCAUAUGUUUGUCUUUGUUUACGUUCUGUUAAUUAGAGGCUCCUGGUUAGUCUGGAGAGCCGUCUCUGUGUUGUAGUUUAGAGAUGUGAUCAAUCAAUACAACGCUCUGUAGGACUACAAGUCGUUUACUGUGGUUGAGAUAUCGGCAGUAAGAGACAGGGUGUGUAGAACUGGAGAAGAGAGAAUGAGACAAUGGAAUAUUGAGGGGAAAGGGAGAGGAUUGAGGAGAGGAGGAGAGAGAAUGAGACAAUGGAAUAUUGAGGGGAAAGAAUUGAGGAGAGGAGGAGAGAGAAUGAUCAGAAAGAGGCAGAAGGGGUAGGGAGGAACAGAGAAGGGGGGUUGUAGAGUCGUAACAUUCAGGCUGCAUCCUCUGUGUUGUUGUGUUACUGCACCUGUUGGACUAGUUCACUACCAGUUGGACUAGUUCACUACCUGUUGGACUAGUUCACUACCUGUUGGACUAGUUCACUACCUGUUGGACUAGUUCACUACCUGUUGGACUAGUUCACUACCUGUUGGACUAGUUCACUACCCAGAGAGAGAGAGAUAGAGAGCUUUUGGGUUGCAUCUUCUGUGUUGUGUUGAAAUAUAUUGUAAGUAUUGCUGUACUGGCAGGACCAGUUUAGACUCCUGACAAACCCCUUUCAGCCCUGGCCUUCUGGAGACAAUAGCACUGUGAGGAGAGGCACACACACACCACACAAAUACACACACACACACACACACACACACACACACACACACAUACACACAGACUAACUACUCUGACUACUGUGUUGCCAUGUGUAAACGAGACAGAUGUUGUGUUAUGGUGGUAUGUGACUGAGCUGUUGUCAUGGUUUCAGCAGGUAACGCCCAGACUCUGAAGACAGAGCCCAGGAAAAAGAAGAUCAACGUUUACAAGAGGCUCCGCUCCUUCUGGAAGAGACAUUACUCUGCCCACUACAUGACCCUGGCUGUGCAGUCUAAAGGUGACGCACACACACACACACACACACACACACACACACACACACACACACACACACACACACACACACACACACACACACACACACACACACACACGACCCGGCCGUGCAGUCACACAUGUAACUCUGUUGUCCUCUGUCGGUUUGUGUGUGUGUGUAGAGAAGCUGGACACUCUGGAGGAGUGGGUGAGGGAGAUCUUCAGUGGAGUGCCCAACAAGUGAGUCUCAGCUGUACAUAAAUCCCUCACCAUUCAACCAUUCAUAUUAUAAUAUGGCCAUUUAGCAAACACUUACUGAACCCUGUUCCUCAGUGCUCAGCCCAAGCCGGACUUCUCUGAAUUGCUGGAUCCCUUUGAUACUCCAGCCUUCAACAAGCUCUACAGAGGUAGGAACACCUGCUCCAUUGAGCUGACUUGUACAGAAUUAUCUCCUGAUCUCCAUUAGCACCGUACAGCUUCAGUUCAAUUCAUCUCAAUGCUGUGUGUGUGUGUGUUUCAGUGGUUCCUGUGAGGAAGGUCCAUGCUCUGACCAUCACCUGGUCCCUGCCUCCUCAGGAGAAACACUACAGGUAAGAAACACAGCUACAGAUAACAGCUACUACAGAUAGUACAGCUACUAAAUAUAAUACAGCUACUACAGAUAAUACAGCUACUACAGAUAAUACAGCUACUACAGAUAAUACAGCUACUACAGAUAAUACAGCUACUACAGAUAAUACAUCUACUACAGAUAAUACAGAUAAUACAGAUAAUAUAGCUACUACAGAUAAUACAUCUACUACAGAUAAUACAGCUAUAUAAUACAGCUACUACAGAUAAUACAGCUAUGUAAUAUAGCUACUACAGAUAAUACAGCUAUUACAGAUAAUAUAGCUACUACAUAUAAUACAGCUACUACAUAUAAUACAGCUAUGUAAUACAGCUACUACAGAUAAUACAGCUACUGCAGAUAAUACAGCUACUGAUAAUACAGCUACUACAGAUAAUACAGCUACUACAGAUAAUACAGCUACUACAUAUAAUACAGCUACUACAGAUAAUACAGCUACUACAGAUAAUACAGCUAUGUAAUACAGCUAUGUAAUACAGCUACUACAGAUAAUACAGCUACUGAUAAUACACUACUACAGAUAAUACAGCUACUACAGAUAAUACAGCUACUACAGAUAAUACAGCUAUUACAGAUAAUAUAGCUACUACACAUAAUACAGCUACUACAGAUAAUACAGCUACUACAGAUAACUAGGUUCUAAAUACUCUAGGUACCACAUAUACACUGCUACAGGUGGUUGACCCUCAGCUGCUACAUCCACAGGAACUACAGUUGAGAGAUACUACAGUUGAUGAUGCACCUCUCUCUCAGCCUCUCUGUCUCUGCCUCUCUCCGUCUCUCUCUCUCGCUGCCCCACCACAUCCCGCUCUCUCUCUGUCUCUGUCUCUCUCAGGGUGAAGCCUCUCCACUACAUCUCUUGGCUGAUUGGUCAUGAGGGCACAGGCAGCAUCCUAUCAAUUCUCAGGAGGAAGUGAGUCAGAACUACAGCAGACAGGACUACAUAACCCAUAAUGCACCGCUUUACAGCUAUGUUUAAUGUGGUAACUGUACUUAGGUGCUGAGCUGUGUGUGCGUGUGCGUGUGUGUAGGUGCUGGGCCAUGGCUCUGUUUGGAGGGAACAGUGAAACAGGCUUUGACCAGAACUCUACCUACUCCAUCUUCUCCAUCUCCAUCACACUCACUGACGAAGGAUUCCAAAACUUCUACCAGGUUGGUACAUGCAAACACACACACAGCUAUGUCUUACUAUACUUGUGAGUAUAUCUUUUUGGGGACCAACAAUUGAUUCCCAUUCAAAAUCCUAUUUUUCCUAAACCUAACCCUUACCCUAAUUAUAACCCUAACCCUAAUUAUAAACCUAAGCCUAAAGUAGUAUUUUUACAAGUGAGUACUGGCAAAAUGUCCUCACUUCUCAGAAUUUUAGUUGGCUUACUAUUAUUGGCUCACGUAUAGUAAAACGUACACACACACACACAAUCUGUGUUUCUCUACAGGUGGCUCACCUGGUCUUCCAGUACCUUAAGAUGCUGCAGAGCCUGGGCCCCCAACAAAGGUACAUUUUACAUUUUAGUCAUUUAGCAGACGCUCUCAUCCAGAGCGACUUACAUCUUUUUUAUUUAUUUUUCAUACUGGCCCCCCGUGGGAAUCAAACCCACAACCCUGGCGUUGCAAGCGCCAUGCUCUACCAACUGAGCUACACGGGUCUGUGUGUUUAGGGCUUCACUAUAGGCAUGUGAAAUGCAGAAUAUGUUGUCUAUUUAUACAGUAUAUGAGUAUCUCUCUCUCUCUCUCUCUCGCUCUCCCUCCCUCUCUCUGCCUCUAUGCCUAUCACUCUCUCUAUGUUUGUAGGAUCUACGAGGAGAUUCAAAAGAUUGAAGCCAAUGAGUUUCACUACCAGGAACAGGUAAAUACUAGGUUCUAUAGGUCCUCUGUUUUUAAUGCAUUCUCCUCCUAUCUACAAGUACAGGAAUGAAUGCACCCAACCAACCGAUGCACUCCUGUGUGUUUCAGACUGACCCUAUAGAGUACGUGGAGGAUAUCUGUGAGAACAUGCAGCUGUUUCCUAAAGAAGACUUCCUCACCGGAGACCAGCUCAUGUUCCAGUAUUCACCUGAGGUACGGUGUGUGUGUGUUUAGGUGAUCGUUGCGGCCCUUAACCCUGCUUACUAAGCUAACCUGGUGUGUGUGUGUGCUGUUUAGAGAAGGUGCUUUCUGUGUCCUUAAGUGUCCAUGCAUAAAAAAACCUUUGAAAUGUUUGAAUCCUUCUUGAAUGUAAUGUGAUUUGUUGAUUCAAAUAAAGUAUUUAUAGUGUGUGUGUGUGUGUGUGUGUGUGUGUGUAGGUGAUCAGUGCGGCCCUGUCCUUGCUAACUCCAGACAGAUCCAACCUGUUGCUGCUCUCUCCAGACCAUGAAGGCCACUGUCCCCUCAGGGAGAAAUGGUUUGGGACACACUACAGCGUAGAGGGUGAGACACACACACACACACACACACACACACACACACACACACACACACACACACUUACACGGGCCUACUACAGUGGCUUCAGAAAGUAUUCAUACCCCUUGACUUAUUCCACAUUUUGUUGUGUUACAGCCUGAAUUCAAAAUGGAUUAAAUACAUAAAACAUCUCACCCAUCUACACACAAUACCCCAUAAUGACAAACUGAAAACAUGUUUUUAGAAAUUUUAGAAAUGUAUUGAAAAUGAAGUACAGAAAUAUCUAAUUUACAGAAGUAUUCACACCCCUGAGUCAAUACAUGUUAGAAUCAACUCUAGCAGCGAUUACAGCUGUGAGUCUUUCUGGGUAAGUCUCUAAGAGCUUUGUACACGUGGAUUGUACAAUAUUUGCACAUUAUUCUUUUUUAAAUUCUUCAAGCUCUGUCAAGUUGUUUGUUGAUCAUUGCUAGACAGCCAUUUUCAAGUCUUGCCACAGAUUUUCAAGCCGAUUUAAGUCAAAACUGUAACUAGGCCACUCAGGAACAUUCAAUGUCGUCUUGGUAAGCAACUCCAGUGUAUAUUUGGCCUUGUGUUUUAGGUUAUUGUCCUGCUGAAAGGUGAAUUUGCCUGUGCUUAGCUCUAUUCCGUUACUUUUUAUCCUAGUCAUGCCGAUGACAAGCAUACCAAUAACAUGUUGCAGCCACCACCAUGCUUGAAAAUAUGAAGAGUGGUACUCAGUGAUGUGUUCGAUUCGGCCCAAACAUAACACUUUGUAUUCAGGACAUAACGUUUAUUUCAUUGCCACAUUGCAGUUUUACUUUAAUGCCUUACUGGAAACAGGAUGCAUGUUUUAGAAUAUUCUGUAUUCUGUAUUCUGUACAGGCUUCCUUCUUUUCACUCUGUCAUUUAGGUUAGUAUUGUGGAGUAACUACAAUGUUGUUGAUCCAUCCUCAGUUUUCUCCUAUCACAGCCAUUAAACUCUGUUUAUUUAUAUUUUUAACCAAUGGUGCCCUUCUUUGCGAGGCAUUGGAAAACCUUCCUGGGCUUUGUGGUUGAAUCUGUGCUUGAAAUGUACUGCUCGACUGAGGGACCUUACAGAUACAGUUGAAGUUGGAAGUUUACAUACACUUAGGUUGGAGUCAUUAAAACUUGUGUUUCAACCACUCCAAAAAUGUCUUGUUAAAAAACUAUAGUUUUGGCAAGUCGGUUAGAACAUCUACUUUGUGCAUGACACAAGUAAUUUUUCCAACAAUUGUUUACAGACAGAUUAUUUCACUUAUAAUUCACUAUAUCACAAUAAUUCCAGUGGGUCAGAAGUUUACAUACACUAAGUUGACUGUGCCUUUAAACAGCUUGGAAAAUUCCAGAAAAUGAUGUCAUGGCUUUAGAAGCUUCUGAUAGGCUAAUUGACAUCAUUUGAGUCAAUUGGAGGUGUACCUGUGGAUGUAUUUCAAGGCCUACCUUCAAACUCAGUGCCUCUUUGCUUGACAUCAUGGGAAAAUCAAAAGAAAUCAGCCAAGACCUCAGAAAACUGGUUCAUCCUUGGGAGCAAGGAUGUACCACGUUCAUCUGUACAAACAAUAGUACACAAGUAUAAACACCAUGGGACCACGCAGCCGUCAUACCGCUCAGGAAGGAGACGCGUUCUGUCUCCUAGAGAUGAACGUACUUUGGUGCGAAAAGUGCAAAUCAAUCCCAGAACAACAGCAAAGGACCUUGUGAAGAUGCUGGAGGAAACAGGUACAAAAGUAUCUAUAUCCACAGUAAAACUAGUCCUAUAUCGACAUAACCUGAAAGGCCGCUCAGCAAGGAAGAAGCCACCGCUCCAAAACCACCAUAAAAAAGCCAGACUACGGUUUGCAACUGCAACCGUACUUUUUGGAGAAAUGUCCUCUGGUCUGAUGAAACAAAAAUAGAACGGUUUGGCCAUAAUGACCAUCGUUAUGUUUGGAGGAAAAAGGGGGUUGCUUGCAAGCCGAAGAAGCACGGGGGUGGCAGCAUUAUGCUGUGGGGUUGCUUUGCUGCAGGAGGGACUGGUGCACUUCACAAAAUAGAUGGCAUCAUGAGGAAGGAAAAUUAUGUGGAAACAUUGAAGCAACAUCUCAAGACAUCAGUCAGGAAGUUAAAGCUUGGUCGCAAAUGGGUCUUCCAAAUGGACAAUGACCCCAAGCAUACUUCCAAAGUUGUGGCAAAAUGGCUUAAGGAUGACAAAGUCAAGGUAUUGGAGUGGCCAUCACAAAGCCCUGACCUCAAUCGUACAGAAAAUAUGUGGGCAGAACUGAAAAACCGUGUGCGAGCAAGGAGGCCUACAAACCUGACUCAGUUACACCAGCUCUGUCAGGAGGAAUGGGCCAAAAUUCACCCAACUUAUUGUGGGAAGCUUGUGGAAGGCUACCCGAAACGUUUGAUCCAAGUUAAACAAUUUAAAGGCAAUGCUACCAAAUACUAAUUGAGUGUAUGUAAACUUCUGACCCACUGGGAAUGUGAUGAAAGAAAUAAAAGCUGAAAUAAAUAAUUCUCUCUACUAUUAUUCUGACAUUUCACAUUCUUAAAAUAAAGUGGUGAUCCUAACUGACCUAAAACAGGGAAUUUUUACUAGGAUUAAAUGUCAGGAAUUGUGAAAAACUGAGUUUAAAUGUAUUUGGCUAAGGUGUAUGUAAACUUCCAACUUCAACUGUAUAUGAGAUGGGUAAUGCAAGAUAUAUAAACAUUAUUACGAUAGUAUAGAAUACAGUAUAUACCUAUGAGACGAGUAAUGCAAGAUAUGUAAACAUUAUUAAAGUGACUAUUGUUCCAUUUAUGAAAGUGGCCAGUGAUUUUGAAGUCUGUAUGUAGUCAGCAUCCUCUCUGUGCUAGUGAUGGCUGUUUAACAGUCUGAUGGCCUUGAGAUAUAAGCUGUUUUUCAGUCUCUCGGUCCCAGCUUUGAUGCACCUGUACUGACCUCGCCUUCUGGAUGAUAGUGGGGUGAACAGGUCGUGGCUCGGGUGGUAGUUGUCCUUGAUUAACUUUUUGGCCUUCCUGUGACAUCGGGUGCUGUAGGUGUCCUGGAGGGCAGGGAGUUUGCCCCCAGUGAUGCGUUGUGCAGACCGCACCACGCUCUGGAGAGCCCUGCGGUUGUGGGCGGUGCAGUUGCCGUACCAGGCGGUGAUACAACCCGACAGGAUGCUCUCAAUUGUGAAUCUGUAAAAGUUUGUGAGGGUUUUAGGUGACAGGCCAAAUUUCUUCAGCCUCCUGAGGUUGAAGAGACGCUGUUGCGCCUUCUUCACCACACUGUCUGAGUGGGUGGACCAUUUAAGUUUGUCAGUGAUAUGUACGCCGAGGAACUUAAAACGUUCCACCUUCUCCACUGCUGUCCCGUCGAUGUGGAUAGGGGGGUACUCCCUCUGCUGUUUCUAUACUUUCUGAAGGCACUGUUUGUGUUUGCAUUAUUCGAGGACCAGAUCAUAUCAACAUGGUCCCAACAUGUAGAGAAAGAGUGUCCUGAUAGGUGUCUACUCUCUGUCCAGAAAUCCAGCAGGAGUGGAGAGAGCGCUGGAACGGAGACUUUGAGCACAACUCUGACCUGCACCUCCCUGUUGAGAACAAGUUCAUCGGUGAGUGUGUGUGUAUGUGUGUGUGUGUGUGUAUGUGUUGUGAACCUUCCUAAUGUGUUUAUUUUUUGUGUCUUCCUUCCAGCGACUGAUUUCAGCCUGAAGCAGUCUGACUGUCCUGACACUGAGUUGCCAGUCAGAGUAGCGUCCAGUGACCGAGGAUGUCUCUGGUACAAGAAGGACAACAAGUUCAACAUACCCAAAGGUGUGUGUGUGUGUUAGGGCUGUGACGGUCAUGGAAUUUUGGAUGACGGUAAUUGGCCAGCCAAAUGACGCAGUCUCUGUAAUAAUCGUUGGAAUAGUAUUUUUUUUUAAAAUAGAAUGGGCGUCCCCAUUCAAGUCACUGAUGGCAUAAUGGGUGGACUGGCAGCCAUUGCGAGAGUACCCAGAGGAGCAAAGCAGGAAUUAAAAGCAGGAACAACUUUAUAUCAGAGUUGUGCCUGUUGUUCACACACGUAUCUGCCCUCUCAUUGGCUAGAAUGGUCCCACCUGAACGCCUUCCAUCUUUGAGGACAUGUAUUUCUAUUGUUAGAGCGGUCACUCCACUAUCUUGUCAAUAUAAUCAAAAAUCUUUGAUUCAACUCAACUGACAUUACAAAAAAUAAAUGUCAUUACAAGAGCCACAUCAGUUAUCAUUUGAAUCAACAUUCUACAUUACCAUGGACAUUAUUACAUCACAAUACAGCCAUUGCGAAUGUACCCAUGAGUUUACCAGUCAAAUUGCCAGAGUUAGAGGUUCCAAGUAUAGAGAUCCUAUACAAUUAUUAUUCUAAUUCAUAAUUCUAUGGUUCCAAGCCCGUUCUAUUCAUGUGUCCUGCUGCUGCCUAGGCAACCGAAGACUCAUUUGCUACAACCAACACCUUGCUUGUUUCAACUAGGAGCAACAAAGUUUCAUCAUGUUGUUUAGAGUACAUGUUACCGCAGAAAUGGACUCAACCGCACAAAUUCCAGGCCGUCCCUUCUUCAGUCAGCUGUUCGUUCCCCAAAAACAAAAUGUAUCACGGUUAUUUUAUUUUCGUGAUGGUUUUCAUCCAUUUGGUAAUUGUGCCAGCCCUAGUGGUCUGACUGUGGUUCUCUGUAGCUCAGCUGGUAGAGCACGGCGCUUGUAACGCCAAGGUAGUGGGUUCGAUCCCCGGGACCACCCAUACACAAAAAAAAAUGUAUGCACGCAUGACUGUAAGUCGCUUUGGAUAAAAGCGUCUGCUAAAUGGCAUAUUAUAUUAUUAUUAUUAUAGUGUGUGUGUGUGUGUGUGUGUUAUAAAGUAGUUAGUUUUUUAAACAAUCUUGCCUCAAUGUCCACAUGUUCUCUUAAAGGAAAAUUCCACCCCAAAACGUUUUUUUGGUAUUUGUUUCAUUAGUCCAUUGUUGAUAUAGUUCAAAAUGUUUUCCAUGUCAGCAGUUUAUAGCUUUGAAAAUAGAGAAAUACAGCAGGCAAAAUGCAUCAUACCGGCUGUAUUUCUGUAUUUUGAUUAUAUAUCUUGAAAACAUGAUUGCUGACAUGCAAAACAUUUUGGGACUAUAUCGACAAAGGACUAAUGAAACAAAUACCAGAAGAUAGUUUUUGGGUUGAGUUUUGCUUUAACAGUGAACAAUUAAAAUGGUCAAUAGCUAUACUAUUACAUUGAUCUUUCAUUUAUUCUCUCUCUCCUCCAUUGAUCUGUCGUUUCUACUCUCUCUCCGUUGAUCUGACGUCUCCUCUCUCUCCGUUGAUCUGACGUCUCCUCUCUCUCCUUCAGCGUACAUCCGCUUCCAUCUCAUCUCUCCGGUCAUCCAGCAGUCAGCCAAGAAGUAAGUCCAGGGUUUAGUUAGCCAUUAGCCAACAAUUGUUUCACAGGUAGAGAUUGUGCUAAAAUCGUUAGCCUCUCGAGAAUGCAGCCAUAGCUAGGAACAGUUUUUCACAGUAUUUUAAUCCUGUUUCUCUCUGCUUAUCUCUCUCUCUCCACUCUCUCUCAUCCCCAACCCCCCUUCCCCCCUCUCUCACUCCCUCCCACCCCUCUCUCCACCCACACCUUCCUCUCUCUCUUUCACCCCUCCCUCUCUCUCUCUCUCUCCCCUCCCUAGCCUGGUGUUAUUUGACCUGCUAGUGAACAUACUAGGUCAUAACCUAGCAGAGCCAGCCUACGAGGCUGACGUGGCCCAGCUGGAGUACAAGCUGUCAGUAGGAGAACACGGACUGGUUAUCAAGGUCAAAGGCUUCAACCACAAACUGCCUGUGAGUUAGACACAGACACACUGCACCGCACGCCACACCACACACACUGCACCACACUCACACGAUGAUGAUGAUGGUGGUGUUGGUAUCUUCCUCCUCUGUAGCUCCUGUUCCAUCUGAUCCUGGACCAUCUAGCUGACUUCUCUGCCUGUCAAGAUGUCUUCAGUAUGUUCUCUGAGCAGCUCAAAAAGACCUACUUCAACAUCCUCAUACGACCUGAGAAACUGGGCAAGUACGUCACGUGUGUGUGCAGCGGGGGUGGGGGGGUCUGUUUGUAUGUGUGUGUCCCAACUCAUCAUUUUCUUCUCUCUCCACCCCCCCCACCCCCCUCCCUCCUCUCUCUCUCUCUCUCCCCCCUCCCUCCCUCCUCUCUCUCUCUCUCCCUCUCUCUCUCUCCCCCCUCUCCUAUCUCCGUCUCUCUCCCUCCUCCCUCCCUCCCUCCCUCCCUCCCUCCCUCUCUCUCCCUCUCUCACACUAAACACACACUCUCAGGGACGUGCGGUUGUUGGUCCUGGAGCAUGGUCGCUGGUCCAUGGUAGAGAAGUACCAGGCGCUGACAGACGGUGGUCUGACUGUAGAAGAACUGAUGGAGUUCAGCAGAACCUUCAAGACCCAGCUCUAUGCAGAGGGACUGGUGCAGGGGAACUUCACUAGCCAGGUGACUGGACCAUGAACACACACACAUUACACACCCUUUCCACCAAACCCUCUUGUAUAAUUUCUGAUGUUGUGAUCUGUUUUCUCUACAGGAGUCAAUCCAGUUCCUGCAGUACGUCACUGAGUAAGUUUAUACACACAUGCAUGCACGUGCAGGCACACACAUACACACACACACACACACACACACACACACACACACACACACACACACACACACACACAACUAUCUUUAUUGUAAUCUCUCCCUGUCCUCUGUCUGUCUGUCAGUAAGCUGCAGUUCUCCAAGCUGCCAGCAAAGGUCCCUGUGUUGUUCAGAGUGGUAGAGCUGCCUCUGAAACAGCACCUCUGUAAGGUCAAAGCACUGAACAAGGGAGACGCCAACUCCGAGGUCACAGUCUACUACCAGGUACACACAGUCACACACUGGUACAAUUCAUCUGUUCAUGACUCGCCUGUCAUUCAUUCACUCUAUUCUCUCUCUCUCUCUCUCUUUCUCCAGUCUGGUCCUAAGAACCUCAGAGAACACACACUGAUGGAGCUGUUGGUGGUGAGUACACCAACAACCAUUCAUCCUUUCAUCUCCUAACCCCUCAUCCCUUCUUCCUCUGACCUCUGUGUUGUUGAUAUUGUUGUCGUUCCAGAUGCACAUGGAGGAGCCCUGCUUUGACUUCCUCAGGACCAAAGAGACUCUAGGGUCAGUGUCUGUCUUUCACUCUUCUCUCUCUCUCUGGUUACUAAAUAGCCCAUGGAACCUAUGGAAAGAGUAGGAGUGUUAACCCCCUUCCUCAGUGUCCCAACCUUCCUCAGUGUUCCAACCUUCCCAGUGGCCCAACCUUCCUCGGUGUCCCAGUGUCUCAACCCUCUCCAGCUUCCAAUUGGCUCUGUCAACUUAACCCUCUCUCUCCUUCUCUCUCCUCCAGGUAUCAUGUUUAUCCAACCUGCAGAAACACGUCUGGAGUCCUGGGCUUCUCCGUCACCGUGGAAACACAGGCCACCAAGUUCAAGUGAGAUCCUCAUACUUACUGUAUGAACCAAUGACUGCAGUGAUUUUGAUGUGGCCUUCCUGAGGCUAGAAGUACUAUCUCUUAGGACCUGUAAAUGCCUUGUCUCUUAUAGCAAUGACAGUGGUCUCUCUCUGUCUCUCUCUCUGUCUCUCUCUCUGCCUCUCUCUGUCUCUCUCUCUCUCUCUCUCUCUGUCUCUCUCUCUCUCUGUCUCUCUCUUUCUCUGUCUCUCUCCAUCUCUUUUCUCCAUCUCUCUUUCAGUACUGAGCUGGUAGAGUUGAAGAUAGAGGAGUUUCUGUCUUCCUUUGGAGAGAAGUUGAGUGCUCUGACUGAGGAUGCCUUCAACACACAGGUGUGUGUGUGUGUGUGUCUGAGUAUAUAUGUCUUACACAGAUGAGUUUACUUGUUAAGCUGAAGGUGUGUGUGUGUACAGGUGACUGCGCUGGUCAAGCUAAAGGAGUGUGAGGACACACACCUGGGAGAGGAGGUGGACAGGAACUGGGCCGAGGUGGCUACACAGCAGUAUGUUUUCAACAGGCUUCACAGAGAGGUGAGAUACACACACACACACACACCGGACAAUUCCGUUUUUCAGUUUUUCUGGUGUGUGCAGAAUUUGACAUUUUCUGUAGUUGCUGCAGACGUUUCAUGUAUUUCAUGUGUGACUGUGUGUGUGUUUGUGUGCUUAUGUGUGUGUGUGUGAGUAGAUUGAGGCCCUGAAGCAGAUGACCAGAGCAGAGCUGGUAUCCUGGUAUCUGGAGCACCGCGGACACAACUGCAGAAAACUCAGUGUACAUGUAAGUGUGUGUGUGUGUGUGUGUGUGUGUGUGUGUGUGGGUGAGCAAUGUAAUCCAUGUUUAAGAGCUGUGUGUGUGUGUACUCUACAUCGACCUAGGUGGUGGGUUUUGGGCCGGAGGAGGGCGACCCCCCUGGAGAUGACAAGCAGAGUCGUCAUGGCAACGGAGAGAGGGAUGAGGAAGAGUGUGGCAGUUCGUCCUACGGAGAAGUGUCCAAACUGACCUUCCUCCCCGCCUCGCCCAAGAUGGCCGCUACAUCCAUCAUGGACAUUCCUUCAUUUACCCAGAGCCUUACCCUCUUCCCAUACCACAAGAUCAUCCAAUAGACUACCAAUAUCUAUUUUCUCAAUAUUUCUUUCAAACUCUCUCUCCUUCAUUGCCUGACCAUAACAUCAUCUAAUAAACUCAAUGAGAUACACCAUCACUG